UAACCUGUGCAAGAGAUUUCACCUUUGUAAUCCUGUUUCCACAUCUGCGAGAAGGAAAUGAGAAUAGCUGCCCCCACCCCCACCUCCACCCCACACCCUCCCCGGGUCCAUGAGCUGAGUGGAUCUGCGCAGAGUUGCAGGGUCCCUCUCGGUGGCAGUAGCGAUGUCAGUGCCGUGGCUGAGCCUCGGAAAGGCACAUUUUGGUGGCGGGGACUGGUGUGUGGCCACCUGUACCCCUGCAGAUUGUCCUCCCGAUGGCCCAGGGUAAAGGGAGAUAGAGGGCCAUGGGGUUGGGGGCACGUGCUGCCUCCCACUGCCCUUGGGGGGCUGGGACAGGUCAGGUAGGAGGUAGGGACCUCCAGCCCAAGGAGGGCUCAGGGCAGGACUGGAAGGGCAGGGUGUGGGCGCACCUGACUCAGUUGGAUGAACAUGUGACUCUUGAUCUUGGGGUCAUGAAUUCGAGCCUCACGUUGGAGUGGAGAUUACGAAAAAUAAAUAAAUCAACUUAAAAAAAAAACAAGGGGUACCUGGGUGGUUUCGUCGGUUAAGUGUCUGCCUUCAGCUCAGGUCGUGAUCCCAGGGUCCUGGGAUCGAGCCCCAUGUCAUGCUUCUCCCUCUUCCUCUGCCCCCCCCCACCUUGUGCUCUCUCUCUCUCUCUCUCUCGUUCUCACUCUUGCUCUCUCUUAAAUUAAAUAAAUAAAUAAUUUUGAAAAACAAGGAAGGGCAGGGUAUGGGCAUGGACGGGGGGCUUGGGAGGGAGGAAGGAAGGCACCCGGAGGUGAAGAUGAUGGUGACUGUGACAGAAGCAGUGGCGUCCCCGUUAGCCCUCAGGGCAGGCCAGGCAGGUAAGAGCCUGGGCUCUGGUGCCCACCUGCCCGGUUUGAAUGCUGGAUGCCCUGGACAAGGGGCUUCCUGUCUCCGGGCAUCAGGCUCCCCAUCUGUGAAUUGGGGCUGGUCAGUUGUGCAGGGGAAGAGGGAUCGGGGGCAGAGGGCGGCCAGCAGAGCCUGGCACGCCUGGCCCUCUGAGACCACCGCUGCCUUUAUUUCUGAGAACCAGCCUGGCAUAGGCUCCGGGUUCCCAGGCCGGAGCCUCAGGUCCACUCUGUGCCAAGCUGCGGGCUCGCUGUGCCUCGUUAUCCCUUGGCUGUAACGCGGGGCUUGUCGUGGCUGCUUCCUCGUGGGUCACGUGCGUGGGGCGCUUAGAAGAGAGGCCGGCACACAGUAGGUGCUCAGCGAGUGUCGGCUCCCACCGUAAGAAUGGUGACCUCGUUUCCUGGCCGCUGCCUUACUGCGUGGGUGCCUGGCAUUCUAACUGGGACUCCUCUAAGGACUCCAGGAAGCAGAUGAGUAACCCGAGGCCCCGAGAGGAGACAUCACCUGCCCGAGGGCACUUCUAGCCCAGCCAGCAUCACACCAGGCCUGCUGAUAGGAGCCCAAGUCUGCGCCCUCGUGGUGCUGAGAGCCUCGGCACCAUGUUUGGGAAGAAGAAGAAGCGAGUAGAGAUCUCAGCGCCAUCCAACUUCGAGCACCGCGUGCACACGGGCUUCGACCAGCACGAGCAGAAGUUCACGGGGCUGCCCCGCCAGUGGCAGAGCCUGAUCGAGGAGUCGGCUCGGCGGCCCAAGCCCCUGGUGGACCCCGCCUGCAUCACCUCCAUCCAGCCCGGGGCCCCCAAGACCAUCGUGCGUGGCAGCAAAGGCGCCAAGGAUGGGGCCCUCACGCUGCUGCUCGACGAGUUUGAGAACAUGUCGGUGACGCGCUCCAACUCCCUGCGGAGAGACAGCCCACCGCCACCUGCCCGUGCCCGCCAGGAGAACGGGAUGCCCGCAGAGCCGGCCAGCACGGCCAGAGGGGCCCCAGAGAAGGCGGGCAGCCAAGGCCGGGCCACCGGUCGCAGCGAGGCGGGUGGCAGCAGUGGCGACAGGCGGCGGGUGGGGCCAGAGAAGAGGCCCAAGUCUUCCAGGGAGGGCUCAGGGGGACCCCAGGAGUCCUCCCGGGACAAACGCCCCCUCUCUGGGCCUGACGUCGGCACCCCUCAACCUGCCGGUCUGGCCGGUGGGGCCAGAGUGGCAGCUGGUCGGCCCUUUAACACGUACCCGAGGGCCGAUACGGACCACCCGGCCCGGGGUGCCCAGGGGGAGCCUCACAACCUGGCCCCCAACGGGCCUUCGGCAGGGGGCCUGGCGGUCCCCCAGUCUUCCUCCUCCCGGCCUCCCACCCGAGCCCGCGGUCCCCCCAGCCCGGGAGUGCUGGGCCCCCAUGCCUCUGAGCCCCAGCUGGCCCCUCAGGCCCGCCCCAUCGCUGCCCCUGCCGGCCCCCCGGCCCCCGGGCCCCCCGGGCCCCGCUCACCACAGCGGGAACCCCAGCGAGUGUCGCACGAGCAGUUCCGGGCUGCCUUGCAGCUGGUGGUGGACCCCGGUGACCCUCGCUCCUACCUGGACAACUUCAUCAAGAUCGGCGAGGGCUCCACGGGCAUCGUGUGCAUUGCCACCGUGCGCAGCUCGGGCCGGCUGGUGGCCGUCAAGAAGAUGGACCUGCGCAAGCAGCAGAGGCGUGAGCUGCUCUUCAACGAGGUGGUGAUCAUGCGGGACUACCAGCACGAGAACGUGGUGGAGAUGUACAACAGCUACCUGGUCGGGGAUGAGCUCUGGGUGGUGAUGGAGUUCCUGGAGGGCGGCGCCCUCACCGACAUCGUCACUCACACCAGGAUGAAUGAGGAGCAGAUUGCCGCCGUGUGCCUGGCCGUGCUGCAGGCCUUGUCUGUGCUCCACGCGCAGGGAGUCAUCCACCGCGACAUCAAGAGUGACUCCAUCCUGCUGACCCACGACGGCAGGGUGAAGCUGUCGGACUUUGGGUUCUGCGCCCAGGUGAGCAAGGAGGUACCACGGAGGAAGUCACUGGUCGGCACGCCCUACUGGAUGGCCCCAGAGCUCAUCUCUCGCCUUCCCUAUGGGCCAGAGGUGGACAUCUGGUCUCUGGGGGUGAUGGUGAUCGAGAUGGUGGACGGGGAGCCCCCCUACUUCAAUGAGCCCCCCCUCAAAGCCAUGAAGAUGAUUCGGGACAACCUGCCACCCCGACUGAAAAACCUGCACAAGGUGUCACCAUCCCUGAAGGGCUUCCUGGACCGCCUGCUGGUGCGUGACCCGGCCCAGCGGGCCACAGCGGCUGAACUGCUGAAGCACCCGUUCCUGGCCAAAGCGGGCCCACCCGCCAGCAUCGUGCCCCUCAUGCGCCAGAACCGCACCAGAUGAGGCCCAGUGCCCUGUCCCUGAACCAAAGAGCCCCUCGGGUGACCCCUGCCCUGCCACAGGCCAGUAGGGGGCCGGCCCCCACUCCUCCCAGCCUGGGAGACGCUCCACGUGGCACCACCCUCCUGGCCAGGGGUGGGGGAGUGUGCAGGACCCUACUACUGAACUCCAGCUUUGAUUUUGUGACUUUAAAACAAAACAAAACAAAACAAAACACAGGGACUCGUGGGAGCAAGCGAGGGUCCCCGGACUCCCCACCCUCCGGGACAGUCCCUCCCUGCGUCUUCCUGUCUUCCAGGAAGGACAGGCGGCCCCCCCAUCACUGGAAAUCAUCUGCAGUGGGGGCUGCUGUGGGUGGAGAGAACACUACGAAAGGGGGGUGCGUGUGUGCAUGCGUGUGUGAGUGUGUGCACGUACGCCCAUGCAGAAGGUCCAGCUGCUCUGUCCUCCAGCCUGCAAGUGGGUGUCUGAGGCCUUGCCUGACAUACGGCACAGCCCCCGGCCCCCCUGAGCCAUUGCGGGGGUCGAUCAUGAAUGUCUGAAGAGUGGCCUUUCCCCAUGUCCUGCACCCCCUUUCUGUGGCUGGCUGGGGAGACGGGAACCAGGGCCUCUCGCCCAUCCCCAGCCUCUGCAGAUGACUACUGCACCUGGACAGCCUCCUCUUUUUUAGAAGUCUAUUUAUAUUGUCAUUUUAUAACACUCUGGCCCCUGUCCCGACCUGGGGACAGACGGGGCAGCCCCAGGGACAGAACCACCGCUUGAAGAAUCAGGUUCCUGUCCCUUUGGCACAGCCCCACCCCCACCCACCCCCUCAAGUUAGUUUUACAAUUAAAUCGUUUUCUUGUUU
Nyctereutes procyonoides (raccoon dog) is the source of this 4095-nucleotide messenger RNA. RefSeq names its product p21 (RAC1) activated kinase 4 (gene PAK4). The transcript has 10 exons. The record is from RefSeq and is a predicted model, not a curated record. Bases 1473 to 3251 code for a protein of 592 amino acids. Gene Ontology annotation, molecular function: ATP binding; protein serine/threonine kinase activity. Gene Ontology annotation, biological process: intracellular signal transduction; regulation of MAPK cascade; protein phosphorylation. Gene Ontology annotation, cellular component: cytoplasm. Lineage: Eukaryota; Metazoa; Chordata; Mammalia; Carnivora; Canidae.